Molecule: messenger RNA, 2763 nt
Organism: Astyanax mexicanus (Mexican tetra)
Lineage: Eukaryota; Metazoa; Chordata; Actinopteri; Characiformes; Acestrorhamphidae
Gene: arhgap36
Product: Rho GTPase activating protein 36
Exons: 13
Coding region: 423-2339 (638 amino acids)
Biological process (GO): signal transduction
Source: RefSeq, a predicted model, not a curated record
AGCUUUGUAGGGAAGCUUCUCCUCUCCUCUCCUCCCCUCUUCCCUCCCUCCUCUCCUCCCUCCAGCGCGCUCUCUGAGUGUUUACUUUGAGUCCUGCUCUUGUCUGCCCUGUGGCCCCGUGCUGAUUUACUUUAGUAGGCAGCAGAUGGAGAGAGCAGACCUCUCUCUCUCUCUCUCUCUCGUUCUGUCUCUCCUAGUAUCUCUCUCUCUUUCUCUGAGUUCUGCUCUAUCCCUCUCUAUCCCUGUCUCUCCUCUGUGUGGAUUGUGGUCCCUCUGUCUGGGCAGUGAGCAGUGCCUGAAGAAGAAUAGCUGGAGUUCUUUCUGAGUUUGAGAGAGACCCUCUCACACUCUGUCUGGCUCCUUUACUGCAGGUACAGUCACAGCUGGAGAGUCGUGUGUGGGGUGACCACACGUGGGCCACCAUGUUGGGUCAGAGCGUGAAGUUGCAGCCGGUGGCCAUUCAGAGCCUGUCGGAGCUGGAACGAGCUCGUCUGCAGGAGGUGGCUCUCUAUCACUUAGAGGAACGUGACCUGGACUUCAAAAUCCGUAUCCCAACAGAAACUCGCAAGAGGAGGAAAUCUCUUCGGAGAAAGUUUGAUUCCUUUUCCAAGGAAAAGAAAGAGCGAGAAACAGCCUCCAAGGCGUUUGGGAUCCCACUGUCUCAGGUGAUCGCUAAUGACCGUGCCUACAAGCAGCGCCAGGAUGCUCUGAAGGAGAGCCGCAGGGACUGUCUGGAGUUGGAGGCCAGUGUCAUGCGCUUCCGGGCAGAGAAAUGCCAGCAGAAUGGAAGCAGAGUGCCAAGCAACAGAGCCACGGGCCCUGCAGCCUCCUCCUCUUCAUCAUCAUCCUCAUCGUCAUCAGUGCUGGAGCUCCACAACAAGCCCCUGUCCCCCACCUUCCUGGACAACAGCUCCCGCAGUCACAGACGGGGCGGAAUGUCAGUGGACUCGAUAUCAGACUUGGUGGAGAGUCAGUCCAGGUUGCUGGAGGCUCUGCAGCUCUCUCACCCUAAUGAGCUGGAGAUCAAGAAGACGUCCACUGGCCGCACACAGGCUAAACUGAGCCUGAACCCCAUCUACAGACAGGUGCCCCGGGUCAUGGAGCGCUGCUGUCAGCACAUCCUCACCUACGGACUGCAGACGGUGGGGAUUUUCCGAGUGGGCAGCUCCAAAAAGAGAGUGCGCCAAUUGCGUGAGGACUUUGACAGCGGGACAGAUGUUCUUCUGGACGAGGAACACAGUGUUCAUGACGUGGCCGCACUGUUGAAGGAGUUCCUGAGGGACAUGCCUGACCCUCUGCUACCCAGAGAACUCUACUCUGCCUUUCUGCACGCGAACAAUUUGCGGGGAAGUGAUCAGUUGACGUAUCUGCAGCAGCUGCUGUAUCUGCUGCCUCCGUGUAACUGUGACUCUCUGUUGAGGCUGUUGAGUUUACUGCACACAGUCCAGGAGCAUGCUCAAGACUCCACAGGCCCUGACCAACAGGAGAUACCAGGUAACAAGAUGACUGCAGCAAACCUGGCUGUGAUCUUUGGGCCGAACCUCCUGCAGAAGGAAAGAGGGACAGAAAAGGACCUGAGCCCACUGGCUAUGGGUAUAGAGGACAGCGCCGCCAUCAUCUCUGUCACACUGCUGCUCAUCCAGUACUACAAGCGGCUCUUCACGGUAUCUGCAGAACUUCAGCAAGAGGUGCUCAUGAGUCUAAUUCAGACUGAUCCAGAUGUCAUCGACUACCUACUGCGCAGGAAACUCAGUGGCAGCAGUGUGACAGUGGAGCCGGACACAGUGGCCCGCAGGGACACUCAAACGUCUCUGGACUCAGUGGGUCAGUCCAGUGAUGACCUUUCCCCAGUAGAGCCCAUCUCCCCUCUGUUUGGGGACUCUGCCAGCAGAGGCAGUCUGACAAGUGAGGUCUUCAUUAAUGUGCUUCGACUCAACACCAGCAGAAAGCGCUGUUCAGAACCUCCUCCCAAGUCCAUAGCCCAGAUGCGGCAAUUCCACUCCCAUCACAACUUGUUGAGUCUAACUCAGCCGUCCAGCCACAUUAUUGAAGAUGAGCGAGAGCUGCCGGAGCGGAGAGGCGGCGGCAUGAGGCCGGGGUGCCCGGGAGAGGGUCCCCUGUACGGCCAGGGGCAGCAGGACGGCGGUUCUCAGCCCCAGAGCCCUAAAGAGCGGAGUGUGUGGGUGCGGCAGGGCUCCAACGCCUCCUCCACCACCUCAGAGGACAGCAGGCCGCCGAGCAACUUCUGGGACUUUUUCACUGGCAAGAUGACCAUGAUCAGAAGAAGUCCAUCUCUCCAGAACUUCUUCAUCGACCCCUCUCAGUAUGAGAAAAGUUGAGUGGAAUAAAAAAAAAGCACAGGGACACUUUUUUUCUACGGACUACAUUUUUUUAGCCUGUGAGGCAGCUCUUGUAUGAAGGAGUGGAACAGCACUGUCUGAAAGCUGAAGAUGCUGUGAUACCACAAUGAACCACAAGGGAGCAACAGUCAUCUUCACUGCACCAUCUGACCACUUAUCUUCAGAAAAAUAAGGGUUCCAAGCUAGCCUAGCAUUCUUUUAAUGAACUCAUACUACAGCAUCUAUCAACAUUUCAGAGGUUUAGGCCCAGAAGAUUAAGGAAUUCUCCUGAAUUUGAGGAUGAACUGUGGAAGGACUGCUGAAACUGUACAAAAUAAUUGCACAUAAUCAAAACUACAAGACUGACUUUGUCCAUAUGUACACAAUACCACUAUCUUUAAAUAAAAAAAUACAUUGUUACAAA